GAAUUGGCUGGUGUUUUUAUGAUGCAAAGUUGGGAAAUUUCUUUUGUGUGGACGCAAAACCAAAGAGCUAAAAUGUGUGGAUGCAAAUGUUGAAGAAGACGACGACGACGACGACGACACCCUUCCACUUUCACCACCACCGACCCCUUUUCUCUCUUUCUUCUUCUUCUUCUUCUUCUUCACUCUCUCUUCCAUUCUCAACCCCUCUUUUUCCAAUGGCCGAUUCUCUCUUCUCUACCCUUCCCGACGACAUUCUUCUCAACAUCUUCUUCAAGCUCGAAGACGAUCCCCGCAACUGGGCUCGUUUAGCUUGUGUUUCCACCAAAUUCUCCUGCACAAUCCGCAACAUCUGCUGGAAAACCAAGUGUUCCAACGCUAUCCCUUCUCUCGUUUCCGAUCUUCUCGUCGGGGACUCUAUUCCUGCUGGUGGUUGGGCUUCCCUUCACAAGCUCGCUGUUUGUUGUCCUGGCCUCGUCCAUUCCGGUGUUCUUCUUGAGAAUUCUGAUUUUGGGCUUGAGCGGGAACUGGGUCCGGAUGAAAAUUACAUGAAAUUGGGUUCUUCUCAAUACUCCCAGCCCGAAUCCAACCCUUCUUCUACGGCUUUAUUUGAGGUUAAUUCUGAUCUCUCUGCUUCUGCUUCUGCUUCUGCUUCUGCUUCUGAUUGUGCUUGGUCUCUUUACGACGAUCUGUAUUUGGAUACUAUGUAUAAUGAUUCUGAAGCCCCUGAUGUUCUCGACCCUCAAAUUGGUUCUACCAAAGUGGAAAAAGGGGUUUUUAUGACGGAUAGGGAAUUUUGUGUUUCAAAGAGGAGGAAGAUCUGCAGGUCUAUGCGGUCGCAUUUGGCAUCUGGGGUCUGGAAUUUAAGCAGGGAGCAAGGGAAUAAGCUGCUUCGGAGUCGAUUUCGAGGUGAUUCUCUUUACAUUUGUGAUUGGCCUGGAUGUGUUCAUAUUGAAGAGAAACGGAAUUACAUGCUUUUUAGAGGGAUUUUCAAGAAUUUCAAAGGGUCUCAUGUUUGGAGAACCAUAAAAGAUGGGAAUAGGAACAAAAUUGAUCUGAAUUGUGCGUUUUGUUCUUGUAAAGAGACUUGGGAUUUGCAUUCUGCCUUCUGUUUGAGGCGGGUUUUUGGUUAUCAUGAUGAUGGUGAGCCAGUUGUUCGAGCUUAUGUCUGUGAGAAUGGCCAUGUCUCUGGAGCUUGGACAGAUCUGCCAUUGUACACUUGAUUUUCACUUCUGCUUUUCCCAUCAUUCCUCAUUCAAUUUCCAUUAACAAACAUUAGAAAGAAGUGGAAGCAAUGUUUUGGUUUCAUCUCUGAGGUACGAUAUUACUUGUAUGAGGCCUAUACAUUUGAGUUUUACAUGUUUCAUUUAACCGGUAGCUGCUAAGGAGAGAUAGCAGCUGAAAUUUUGAGGACAAGAAGAUAUUUUAAGGAAAUUUCCAGUUAUAAGAUGAGGAAUAGCAUAGCUUCAAUUUUGGAGGAUGAUGAGGAGAAGUUCAAAUGAAGCAACACUUAAAAGAUAAGUUGAAACAAGAAACCUUGGUAUUUUGUGCUUAUAAUCUUCUGUUUGUAUUUGGUUGUUGUUAGGGAGCAUUGUUUCCCAAUUACUUAAUUUAAUGAAAGAAAUGCUAAAAGACUAUGUUCAGAGAUUUGUAGGGCCAACCAAACUGUGUUUGGAUGAUCUAUUUAGUGCUUUCUAGGUGUUUUUGGGUUAAAUCAGUUCUUCUACAAGCACUUUCUUGAGUGAUUCUUUUAGAAGUAUUGAAGUAUAUUACUUUUGAUUGUUGA
Molecule: messenger RNA, 1783 nt
Organism: Cucumis sativus (cucumber)
Lineage: Eukaryota; Viridiplantae; Streptophyta; Magnoliopsida; Cucurbitales; Cucurbitaceae
Product: phytochrome A-associated F-box protein
Exons: 2
Coding region: 81-1220 (379 amino acids)
Molecular function (GO): protein binding
Source: RefSeq, a predicted model, not a curated record